AUGGUUUUAAGUGGUGAUCUUCGUUUUAAUCCUUUAACUGAUUCUUUAACAGCUGCUGAUGGUACUAAAUUUAAAUUACAACCACCAACUGGUGAGAAUUUACCAUCAAAAGGUUUUGAUCCUGGUGUUGAUACUUAUCAAGAACCACCAAAAGAUGGUGGUUCACUUAAAGUUGAUGUUGAUCCAAAAAGUGGACGACUUCAAUUACUUGAACCAUUUGAACCAUGGGAUGGAAAAGAUUUUAUUGAUUUACUGAUAUUAAUUAAAACAAAAGGAAAAUGUACAACAGAUCAUAUUAGUCCUGCUGGACCAUGGCUAAAAUAUCGUGGACAUUUGGAUAAUAUUUCAAAUAAUACGUUUAUCCCGGCUACAAACGAAGAAAACAACGAAGCAAAUAAUGUUAAAAAUCAUUUAACAAAUGAAUGGGGUAAAGUACCAGAUACUGCUCGUUAUUAUAAGAGUAAAAAUAUUUCAUGGGUUGUUAUUGGUGAUGAAAAUUAUGGUGAAGGUAGUAGUCGUGAACAUGCUGCACUUCAACCAAGAUAUCUUGGUGGUCGAGCAAUUAUUGUUAAAAGUUUUGCUCGUAUUCAUGAAACGAAUUUAAAAAAACAAGGUUUACUUCCUUUAACUUUUGAUGAUCCAACUGAUUAUGAAAAAAUCAAAUCAGAUGAUAAAAUUUCUUUAGUUGGUCUCAAUAAAUUAGCACCUAAUGAAUCGAUUGAAUGUCGUAUUAAACAUUGUAAUGGUAAAACUGAAACAAUUAAACUUAAUCACACAUUCAAUGAAUCACAAAUUCAAUGGUUUAAAGCUGGUUCAGCACUUAAUGCUAUACGUAUAUUUUUGGCUUCAAAACAAGGAAAUAAAAUGAUAGAUCAGGCAACAGGUGAAUAA
Rotaria sp. Silwood2 is the source of this 891-nucleotide messenger RNA. The record is from the annotation of a GenBank genome assembly. Lineage: Eukaryota; Metazoa; Rotifera; Eurotatoria; Philodinida; Philodinidae.